AUGAAAGAAAAUAACAUACUUACGUACAAUACCUACAUCAAUUAAACAAUUAACAUAGCAACAAUUUGAUUUCGAUCUUCAAAUAUUAUUCGAUAUAUCGAACAUUUAAAAAAAUUAACGAUUUUAUUAAUGUGCAGUAACAAAAAAAGAAACUAGAUCUAAUGUACUUGUACAAAAGUGUUCCAUAACAGGUGGGCGAUUGUGACAAUACAAGAUGAAAAUCAAGAAGAAAUAAUUACAAUUCCAGCGUUGUUCUCAGGUAAUUAAAAAUGAAAAAUCAUUUCGAUAACAGUGAUCUUUUAAUCGACACAUUGUUGAUUUAACAAAACAUAUAUACACAUACAUAUUACAUGAUUCUAAAGAAAGCAUAAAGAGAAAUGUGAUCUGGUGAUAUGGUUUUCAAUCGAAAGAUUUUAGAUGAUGAGAAUUUCGUAAAAUCAAAUAUUAUACAUUUCCACGUGGAAAUAUGUUUGAAUGAAUCAACGAUACAAAGUAAUAAAGAUGGCGGAUAUAAUGCACGGGUAGCUGACGUUUGCUUCGAUACGCGUGUUAACGAUUCCUCCGAACAGUGCAAUUGACAUAUUGUCGUGCUCUAUAUAUGUGUGCGUGUGCGUGUUGUGCAUAGUACGGUGUAAAUUUUGGCUGACAAAAUGUGUUAGAAAUCCAGUUAAUAUGAGCGAAGGAGCGGAUUCAGUACCAUCGAUCUGCGAGAAUUCGCUUACGACCUUGAAUGUUGAUCCUGAGGAAGUUGAUCCUGAGAAACUUCCUCCGAGAAUAAUAUCGUACAACACUAGGAGGCCACGGUUCGGCAUAAGCAAUGCUCCCCUCUCGCCCUAUAUAUUAAUCGAUGGAAAAAAAUUACGGAGUUCCUUGGCUUUCUCCAAAAAACGACCUCUGCGACGAGUGAGUUUUCCUGCAAAUGACAAUCUUUUGGUUACGGGAUGUCUGGAGCCUGCCAAUCCUUGGAAACUUGCUGAAAAUGUGAACCGUGAAGAUUUAAUCUCUGCAUACAAGGAAUCCUGUACAAAACAUAAAACAGACCCUCUGGAAAUUGUUGUAAGCCAACUUCAGACUUUAGAUACAUCCCAAAAGCAUUGUGAAGAACUUAUACUAAGAGGACAAACAUUGGAUCCUAAUGAUUGCGAAGCAUUGGAAGAAAUUCUUAAAAGAAUCCAAUUCGAUAAAGUUGAUUUAGAAGCAACAUGUUUGAAUGACGAGAGUUCUGUGAUAUUAUUUGAUAUGUUAGAGUAUUACGAAUCUGCGAAACAGUUAAAUAUUUCAUCUAAUCAAGACAUUGGAGUACACGGAUGGCAUGCAUGCGCGAGUAUGAUAAGAAAGACCCAAUGUUUAGAACAUCUUGAAGCUAAGGAUGUAAUACUUAAUGAACAGUACAUGAAUAUCUUGAGUCGUGCAUUACGAUUAAUCUGCCAUCUACAUGUGCUAAAAUUAGAAAAUUGUGGACUUUCAGGAAGAUCUGUCGUCACACUAGUUUCAGCGCUGAAAAUGAACACUGGAAUAAGAGAACUGUAUUUAGCUGACAAUGGACUUGAUUUGUACGAUGCGAUACAACUCGGUUCUCUUCUUAGGUUUAAUAAUCAUAUACAGCUGCUUGAUAUUAGCAAUAAUAACAUUCAAGACGACGGUGUACGUGAUAUCCUAGAAGGACUUAUUAAUCAAAUAAACGAAGAUAAGAGCGGUAAAGGCUUAAGCAUAUUAGUAUUAUGGAACAAUCAACUCACAAAAGAAUCGUCUCCCUAUUUUGCACGGAUUAUAACAUUGUCUAAAACAUUAGAAACAUUAAACAUUGGGAAAAAUGUGUUGACCGACGAAUUGAUAUUUACCAUAAAAGACGCAUUGAAGAAGAAUCGUAUUUUAUUACAAUUGGGAAUACAGUCAACCGAGCUAACUUGCGAUGGUGUCGUCGCGUUAUCGGAGAUUAUCGAAACAAAUCAGAUUUUGCAAAGGAUAGAUUUGCGAAAUAAUGAUAUACGAGUGACUGGAUUAACUGCCCUCAAUUCCAGUAUAAAAAAGAACAAAAGCAUCAUUCAAAUCGACUUGGACACCAAACCCAGAGCGAAAGUAGAUGACCGAGACCAGAGCUUGUAUACGCAGCUUUUAGCCGAGAUUCAAGUCUGUUGUUCGGAGAACGAGCAAAAUCGUAUUGUAGAAGGAAACAACGAAGGUUCUGAAAAUUCACGUCAUAGCAUCCUAUGUAGUACAAACUCUCGUAAAAUCUCGCUUACUUGUCAAACACUACCAUGUUCUUUAUCAACCGUAAUAUCGAUACGGAAUAACGAACCGGGGAAAACGAUGCUCGAACCGAAACGUAUCAACGGAGGUCGUCUACGUUCCCCAGCCCUUAGUCCAGACUCUUCACCUAUAGCGAGCCCAAUACCAAGUCCUUCGCGAAGCCGAUUUGUGGUGUCCCGAGUGCCAGAAACAUCAUUAUGUUCUACAGAAUCCUCAACAUCUUCGUCACCAGUCUCUCUCUCCCUUGAAUCAUCCACCUAUCUCGCAUCUUCUGCAAGUGGGUCAUCUAGAUUUCGUGUCUCUGUUGUUGAAUCAGCAAAUACCGUUUCACGUGAACCUAUCGUUGCCUCGUCGAAGGCCGACGUUACGUUCGAUUUCAAAUUUAAAGUCAGCAACGCGGAGUCAACCGAUUCGAAUGACUCCGUCGAUGCAUUCGGAUCUAACAGAUUAGAGGCGCGCGACAGUUUCCAUAGUUCGUCGGGCAACGUGUCUCGUUCGAUUUCAAACAAGAUAGAGGAGAGGUGUACGCCGUCGAGCGAACCAGUCGAAUCGAAGGAUGAACAACGAUUCACCGGUAGAAAUCCUAGCAGCGCUUUGAAAGAUCAAACGGGUGCUACCGAUCUACAGAACAAGAGAAUUAGUGUUCGAAAUCGAUCACUGGAAGAAAGCACUGCAUCGACGAAACACAGAGAAGUGACGGAUAGCUGUGGCCGUGGUCGUCGCGACGAUUCGACGGAGAUAAAGACACCCGGGGCUGCGAGUAGAGCCGAAGCGAAGGAUUCUGCUGUGACAGGGAACGGUAGACCGAUACCUGACAGCAGACAACAAGAUACGGCCAAGAGAGCAACCGUUUCCACCGAGAGAACGGAAGCGCAAGGGCAGACAAGGCAAAAGUCUUGCAUCCAAAAGCAUACUCCUAAUUUAGAUAAAUUGCUCGCGCUGUUUCAACAUCCUAGUUGUCUUUUCUCUACUAGCCAAUUGAAGUUUAAAAGUGCAUUUCAAGAGAACACGAACAGUUACCCGGAAACCGAGAAUAAAUUUCAUUGUUACUUAAACGAGAAUAAAGACAGGCCUCGAAAGACAGAGGGAGACGAGAAUCGCCAAAAGACGGAAGACUCUGUGGUAUCGCUGAAGGAUAAACUGACGAAAUCUUUCAAUAUCUCGCAAAUAUUGAGUUUGAAGAGUUUGACGAACAUGUUUCCAUCGUUCAACUUCGAGGGGAAUUUAAAUGUUUCUGAGCAGAGCGAUAAGUCUUUCCCGAAACCGAUUACCAAAGUAAAUGUUUUACUAAGAAAGAAAUCCGGAGACACCGACCAUAACGAUGACAAUAAACGAUACAAGGUUCGCAUAAAAGGGCAACAGAUUAACCUUUUCACUGUGAAUAGUCAAUUGGUACCCCAGAAGAUACAAUCAAAAAACUAUAUUGAUCUUAUUAAUAAAGAUUUUCUAUUGCCUGCAAGUUAUCUCUAUUCAAAUAUAGCAGUGGAUAACCGUUUAAAGAUUGCACAUAAUAGUCUAUUAACACGUACUUCAAGGAAUAAGAUGAUCGUACCUUUGUCUAAAUUUAUAGAUAGGUAUGAAUGUUCUGUUGUAGAAGCAACUAUUAGCGAUAUAAAAAUCGAAGAUAUAGAGGCAGUACUGAGUAAGGUAGAUUCCAUACUGCUGAAAGAAAUGUGUGAUAAAAGUUUAACGGACAGUAUUAAUUUUACUAGUGAUAGUAAUUCUUUGUCGUGUAAUAUAAUGUAUGAUACGAAAAAUGUAAAUGAUACGUACACUGUAAAUACGCCUGAGAAAGUGCACAAUUUAGUAAUAUUAAACUUAUACCAGAAACGUGAUGUCAAAAAGGAUUUUCUUUUUAACGUAGACAAUAAGCUGAACAAUUUGGCAUGUUUCACGUGUACAGAAGAGUGCGGUUCUAAUAUAAGUAAUAAAUCAUUUACAUAUCACAAUGCGUUGAAGGUAAAUAUAGGAACAAAUUGUUUAAGCAAUAAAGUUACCAAAAUGCAUAGUAUUGAUACCAAUUACCGUAAGGGGACUUGUACAAAUGUUCACGAUAUGCCAAGCGAGGAAAUCGAGGGAAUAGAUAUUUGCUGCGUAAAUAAUAGUAGGCACUGGCAAAGUAUCCCAGUAAGUGGAAAAUCAAAAGCGACAGUGUCCAAGAGGAAUUCUAUGUACGAUGAUAUUAAUCUUGAUUUUAGCGGUGUUAGUACAGAUUUCAGUACUUUGACCGAUUACGAAGAGAACGUUGUAAAUACAUCGAGAAUAGAGAAUCUAACGAAAUCGAACGCUACACCGGACAACAGAUACUUGAAGUUGAUUAAUAUAAACGAGGCGAAGAUUAGAGAGCUUUUUACGGAGAAUACCAUGGGCAGUGCAAUUCAAAGAACAGACAUUAUGCCUGCGUCCAGAACGUGUUCUUAUAUAGCUGACAUCAGUAAGUCCAUUCCCAAAGAUCUUAUAUUUUACAUAACCGACAUUUCUUCCCUUAACGAGGAUCCUGCGGAACUCUCGUCGGAACAAGUUAUUCCCCGCGAGUGGCCAGAAGAUCUUGUAAAAUUUAAGAACUUGCUUUACGAUUUACCUCAAAGUAAUUCAAGCAUGAAUCUCGUGAUCGAAGAAGAGGCAGACAACGUUUCUAACUCUAACGAACCUUCCAAAAUUGGGAGGGAAGGCGACAGUUUCUCUGCGAAUCGCGAUACGCAAGACAGCACGCAUUUUCAUAGCAAACGGAAAUUCCAAGAGAACGAUGAAUCUGGUGUUAAGUCUGAAUGUUCCUCAAUAUGUACAAAAGUCUACUCUGUAGCCGAUUCAAGAAAAGACGUGUGUCCGUUGAAGACGGAUAGUAGUAUAGGUGAAAAUGCUUUAGAAAAUACGUAUAUGUUCUCUAAAUUUGGAUCAAAUAUUGCUCAAUGUGUAAAACUUACGAGUCCAAACAUGAUUAACGACAUGACUCAUAAAUACCUUAAUACGAUUAAAUCUGCAGUUGCUACAACUAUGUGUUCAAAGGCAGCAGCGAACACAAGGAAUAAUGUCAGAGUUGAAAUGAUUUCUGAUGAAAGUACUAAGGUUGCCGACUCUUCAUCGGUAAUUCAUGCGACGAGCACAAAAUAAUGCAAGAUAUGAGGAAGAUGAAAACGAGGAAAUGGGAUACGCGAAUCAAGAAGCAGAAGAGAAUGUUAAUUUGCACGAUUUGGAAGAUGAAAUCGAUGAAAUCGAUGAACUUGAAGAAUUGACAAUGAAUCUUGAACCUCAAU
Messenger RNA from Nomia melanderi (Alkali bee), 5504 nucleotides. The record is from RefSeq and is a predicted model, not a curated record. NCBI's taxonomy places the organism in Eukaryota, Metazoa, Arthropoda, Insecta, Hymenoptera, Halictidae.